AUGGACCAUAAUCGCAGGCCGCGGAAUUUCCGCAAGCCGGAGGACGCGAACCGCCAAGCUGAAGGGUACAAUCCGCUGUGUGGGGACCAGAUUACGCUGUAUCUUGCAGUGGCAGACGAUAAGAUCGCUGAUGUGGGCUUUCAGGCGCAAGGUUGCGCGAUCUCGAAGGCGUCCGCUUCGAUGAUGACCGAGAGUGUUAAGGGACUGUCCCUUGAAGAUGCUGAGAAGGUGUUUAAAGAGUUUCGCAGCAUGAUAACGCUGGAGGACUUUGACCCGGAUGUGUUGGGGUGA
Messenger RNA from Geodia barretti, 291 nucleotides. Lineage: Eukaryota; Metazoa; Porifera; Demospongiae; Tetractinellida; Geodiidae. The record is from the annotation of a GenBank genome assembly.